AUGACAUGUGUGUAUGCUCUGCUUUUUAGCUUACGUCCAAAGCCUUUAAGAAACAAUGCUUCUGGUAAUUUUGGAAUUCACCCUAAGAAGCCCUAUUUUGAUCAUAAAUUAUGGUGUGUUGGCAAAAAGUACUUACUAAAUAUAAAAAUAAUAAAAAGUGUAUUAGAACAAAGUCGCGAACUGAGUGUAAAAAAUUAUAUUUCACACAAUUUUAUAUCGACCGUAAAGCAACUUCAAUGGUUAAAUGGUAAACUGCUUCCAGCAUUACAUGCUUCAGCAUUAGGAAUCAAAAAGAAGAAGGGAUUGCAUUUCUUAGUCAAGAAGUUUUGUAGCCACCAAGUUCAUUGCUUACAAUGCAUAUUUUUUUCGAGGUAUGCCAGUAAAAUGAAAACUAAGUUAGACAUGCAAUCUAUGCUUUUGAACAGUAAAACGACAUUAGCAUGGUGUGCAAUGGGGGCUUUAUUUCAACACUUCCUUGUAUGCUUUGAACACGAAUCUCAAUCAGUUAAAUCCAAUAUCUCAUAG
Molecule: messenger RNA, 525 nt
Organism: Echinococcus granulosus
Lineage: Eukaryota; Metazoa; Platyhelminthes; Cestoda; Cyclophyllidea; Taeniidae
Exons: 6
Coding region: 1-525 (174 amino acids)
Source: RefSeq, a predicted model, not a curated record